GAGCUGUCUCCUAUCCUGCCCACUGCGUCCCCGGAUAAUCUCAUAUUUUCAUCAGAUCCAACACAUCGACGCGAAGAAUUUUCCCCCUUUGUCAUCCAUGACGCUUGGCUCAAAAGGAUCGAGUGUCGUGGUUCCAAGGAACUUCAGAUUGCUGGAGGAACUUGAACGGGGAGAAAAAGGUAUUGGAGAUGGCACAGUUAGCUAUGGAAUGGACGAUGGUGAUGACAUUUACAUGCGCUCUUGGACUGGCACCAUCAUUGGUCCCCAUAAUACUGUACAUGAAGGAAGGAUUUAUCAAUUGAAGCUGUUUUGUGAUAAAGAUUACCCAGAGAAGCCCCCAAGUGUUCGAUUUCAUUCACGGAUCAAUAUGACCUGUGUUAAUCAUGAAACUGGAGUGGUUGAACCAAAGAAGUUUGGUGUCCUUGCUAAUUGGCAACGAGAGUACACCAUGGAGGAUAUACUGACCCAGCUGAAGAAGGAAAUGGCAGCUCCACAUAACCGGAAGCUUGUCCAGCCUCCAGAAGGUACCUACUUUUAGCGUCCAAGGACUUAUAGGUGAUAUCAUAUUGCAUUUGUACCGUGCAAUAUAGUUUGUAAUGCUUUGUGGAUCUUAAAGAACAUAUGAGGGGAAUGCCCCAAAUGGUUUCAUCCUUCCCUCCCCAUGGCUUCAAAGUUGUUUUGUCAUCAGACUUUGUCAACUGUGUUGAAGGGAUACUGUUUGACUGGAUGUUGUCAGUGUGUCGACUAUUGGAAUUUAUCUCUUUAAAGCGGUACUUCUAUUGAUACGGGAUAUAAAAUUCGUAAUAUUUCGUA
Molecule: messenger RNA, 813 nt
Organism: Neltuma alba
Lineage: Eukaryota; Viridiplantae; Streptophyta; Magnoliopsida; Fabales; Fabaceae
Product: ubiquitin-conjugating enzyme E2 variant 1C
Exons: 4
Coding region: 98-538 (146 amino acids)
Source: RefSeq, a predicted model, not a curated record